GCGAGCAGUGGCGUGAUGUGCUGUAGAGCGACGAAUAUCGUUUGCUUCACGCAUCGCCGCCCUCUACUCCCAUCAAGAAGUUUGCUUGACACGUCGGGAGUGAUGAGAGCCAUGGGAUCGUUGCAAUUGGCGUUGAAGCGGGGCCUCCUGUUGUUCAACAUUGUGCUAGUGCUGUACCUGUGCCUCUCAUGGACCUCCACCUCGCCCAAGCAGCACUCAUCCUCCGCCAGGGACGUCAUAAAGUACAAGGCUACCAUCCACUCCCUGCACAAUGACACCAGUGUCCUCAAGAGCUUCAAACAUGGAAAACCAGAAGCGACGCCUGUGGUAGAUACUCCUGACCCGCCACUGGACUCCCUAGAGCGCAAAAUGUUCCCAGACCUGAAAGAGUGCGCGACGAUGCCGCUGCAACCUUCCUACCAGCAACGGGGCGACUACUGGGUCCUUCAGAACUACCUGCCGGCGGCGAUGUCGUUCCGGUGUGACGAGUCCAUCACGUUCACUACCCAUGGUGACUACACCUUCCUCCACAACCUUAUACCAAUCACGUCCCGCUGGAAGGGCCCCGUGAGUAUGGCUUUGUACGCGCCUGGUGAUGACUUCAACGCCACGGUCAACACCAUCCUGUAUCUUCGUGACUGCUGGGCUGAGGACAUCAAGAAGCACGUCACUUUCCACCUCUUCUUCGAGGCCAAACACACGCCUGUGAAGAUCCCGUUCACGGAGGAGCUGCUCAAGAGGAAGAUAGACUGUGGGCAGGAGCCGCCUCUCUGGACCAACGUCACCACUUACAGGCGGCAGAACAACCUACUGUACCCCGUGAAUGUAGCGAGGAACGCCGCCAGGCAGGCAGCGCAGACUUACUUCGUGUUCCCGUCAGACGUGGAGCUGUACCCGUCCAUCAACUUCAUCCCCGAGUUUUUCAACAUGCUGAAGCUUCCGGACAUUUCCAACACCACUAAACCUCGGGUGUUCGUUUUUCAAGUCUUUGAGGUGCAGGAAAAUGUUGCACCGCCCGAAACGAAGGAGGAACUAGUCAGAUUGCUGAAGGAGAAGCAGGCGUUUCCAUUCCACAAGUCCGUUUGUCCCAAGUGUCAUAAUAUCCCUAGAUCCAAAGAAUGGCGUGAAGAUCCCAUUAAGCCUGGCCUGCGUGUUUUCCAUGUGAGCAAGCGUUAUUCGCCUUACGAGUUCUGGGAACCGAAAUACAUGGGCACCAACAAGGAACCAGUGUUCGAUGAGCGGCUCUCCUGGGAAGGCAAGAAUAACAGGAUAAUUCAAGCGUACAUCCUAUGCUUGCUGGACUACGAGUUUCACAUCUUGGACAACGCGUUCUUGGUGCACCGACCGGGGAUCAAGAAGUACCGUUCGAACCCCAUACGCGAUAAACUGAUGGCUAAGCAGAACGCCAUGAUCAAGAAAAUUGUUCCAGAGUACAACGCAAUAUUCGGUGUUCGGAAGGGUUGUUACAUAUGAUCCUUCGCCCUCCUUAGGACUGAGGCGCCACACGUGUUUACAAUGGUGGGGAGGUACAAUGGUGGGGAGGGGAAGAGUGGAGCUUGACAGCACACAGCAGCACGCUUGGCCUUCCUGAUGUGCUGGUGUGACACUCGUGCUUCUGUGCUGUGAAGAGCGAUGGAAUACUCACUCCAAACUGGAAGGGUUUGUGACUUAACGAUAGCAAGCAGGAGAAUGGAGAGUCCCAGGUGUCAUGUUAUUUGCCGAGUUUACCCUGAAAAGGAACACGUUAUCUUAUUUUCCCGUGUUCAGUUUUCCUUUUAAAAGUAUAUUUAUUCUUAGUUAUAAGUUAGUAUAAGGCUUAUCUACUCAUUUUAUAUCAUGUAGUAUUAUUCUCUUCAUAAUCUAAGUUCUUUAUAUGUAUGUAUAUGUAAGGGAAAAGGUGUAUUUGAGGUGGAAUGUGUGGAGGCGAGAGGCGAUACAUAUCCGUCUGGGCGGCGUUCUCAAUGGCUAAAUUUGGGUGGUAUUAUGGUGAUACGUGGAGGUACUGACGAUGUGGUGACAUAACCUUGAUAUCCAGGAUCUCGUUGGUGAGGUUUUUUUUUUUUUUUUGUGGUACCAAGAGCUCUUGUCCGCUGAAAUUUGGUUGGUGAGUUGUGUCGGUGACGUAACGCUGAGGGGUAGCGUGGGAGUGAGAGGCAGCCAUUUUGUGAUUUGGGGUUAUAGUUGUGGCGUUAUUGGUGUCUUCGGGUGUGGUGUUAUGGUGUUAUAGGUGAAUUAUGGUGAUGGUGGUGGUCUUGUGAGGUUUGAGGAGGUGAAAUACGGGAAUUGUUAUUUAGUGACGCGGUGACGCGGUCUGGGGAAAUUCCGGUAGUUGGGGAAAAUAUUCCAGCGGCCUGUGAAGGAGUGAAAUGUUUUGUGAAGUGACGGAAAUGUCAUAUAUUUAUGUGUAUAACCUUUGAGCAAUAAGGGAGGCGAUAUAAGAGCCUGAAUAAAAGGGAAAUGUAUGGUAAUUGAGUGUGGGAAUUAUCUUGUGUUGGUCUAAGGUAGAAAUUUGUUCCCUGAUUUCCUUUAAUGUGUAUUACCUCAAUUUAUUUAUAAAUUAACAUUACUAUUAAUAUAUUCUGUUAUUGUGUAGAA
Molecule: messenger RNA, 2595 nt
Organism: Scylla paramamosain (green mud crab)
Lineage: Eukaryota; Metazoa; Arthropoda; Malacostraca; Decapoda; Portunidae
Product: beta-1,4-glucuronyltransferase 1-like
Exons: 9
Coding region: 16-1473 (485 amino acids)
Source: RefSeq, a predicted model, not a curated record